AGUGUUCAGAUGCAACAUGUCUAUGCAAAGGUUGGAGGAGAAAACACACACAAUGACUGCAAACCUCAGCUCAGCAUGGAUAGAGCAGGUAGCUGAUGAUACCAACCCUGACUAGAAAAGACCAAUCAGCUGUAACGACAGCACCAAGAAUUUUAAAACAAAUCGAAACAAGUUCAUCCCUCUUAUUUCAGAUUGGGCUUCCGUCUGCCAAGUUUAUCCUGACCAGUAUGGCCAGUUUAGAGUACGACAGAAAACAGUACAUCUACUUCUCAACAACCUCUGAUAACAUCCCUCCUGUUAGCAAGAUUGAGGCUGAGUUUGAAGUGAUUGCCGAACCAAAUUUCAUCAAAGAGAUCAUUGGAGGAUCUCUGGGAGGGUUAAUUUUGCUGCUUCUACUCACUGCUGGGCUGUAUAAGGCUGGAUUUUUUAAGAGCAAGUACAAUCAGAUGGUUGGUGAAAAUGCAAAUGGAGAAACUGAUCAAAUGAAUGGUUGAAGUGCACCCACAAAAUGAUUCAACUCCAAAUCUUUCAUUCAUCUUUCCCUCCCCUCAGGUUAAGUGUUUGUCUCCCUCUCCUAUGCCUCCCAUAUUAAUAACAUCAUUCGGUCUGCCUAGUUCCAUCUCCGUAAUGUUAAUCGUCUUCAUCCCUCUGUAAAUUCUUAUUCAACCGCUGAUUUAAUUCAGUCUGGUCACCUUUAGAUUAUUGUAAUUCACUUCUUUUUGGCCUUCCACCUAAGACCAUUCACAAACUACAGCUAGUUAAAAACACAGUCACCUGGAUUAUCACACAGACUCCUUCAAUAAAUCACUUCACGUCUAUCAAAGCUCCAUUGGCUCCCCAUCAUACAUCACAUCAGCUAUAAAAUGCUGCUCCUUACCUUCAAAACUGUCCACAACCUAGUUCCAACAUAUCUUUCCGGGCUCCUUCACAAUUCUACACCAGUCCCCACCCUUAGA
Austrofundulus limnaeus is the source of this 956-nucleotide messenger RNA. RefSeq names its product integrin alpha-X. NCBI's taxonomy places the organism in Eukaryota, Metazoa, Chordata, Actinopteri, Cyprinodontiformes, Rivulidae. The record is from RefSeq and is a predicted model, not a curated record. The coding region runs from base 96 to 494 and encodes 132 amino acids. The transcript is spliced from 3 exons.